Larimichthys crocea (large yellow croaker) is the source of this 1032-nucleotide messenger RNA. RefSeq names its product cholesterol 25-hydroxylase like 1, tandem duplicate 1 (gene ch25hl1.1). The transcript has a single exon. NCBI's taxonomy places the organism in Eukaryota, Metazoa, Chordata, Actinopteri, Sciaenidae. Gene Ontology annotation, molecular function: oxidoreductase activity; iron ion binding. The record is from RefSeq and is a predicted model, not a curated record. Gene Ontology annotation, biological process: lipid biosynthetic process. Bases 10 to 834 code for a protein of 274 amino acids.
CGCAGCAAUAUGAUGAACAUCACUGAGCUGACUCUGCAGCUCCAGCCCUCCAGGGCCUCGGACCGUCUGCUGCAACCAUUCUGGGAUUAUUUGCUGAUUCACCACCUGCCUCUCAUCUCAUCUCCUUUUUUCCCUGUGCUACUCGCCUUUUCCAGCUUUUUCUUCUUCAGCAUACCCUUUGCUGCAUUGGACCUCUUGGCAGAAAGAGUGCCGUUAUUCUAUAAGUACAAGAUCCAACCAGACAGGCGGCCAACUGUGGAAAUGAUGGUUACAAACUUCAUUAUAGCGCUGUCUAACCACAUAUUCUUUGUUGUGCCAGUUGUAAUAAUCAGCACGUUCAUCCUGCCUAUACCAACAGUGCCAAAGGAUGCUCCAACUUUGUAUGAGCUUUUCACUGGCGGACUGGCUGUACUUCUCCUUUUUGACACUCAGUACUAUAUUUGGCAUUUCAUACAUCACAAGCAUCCACAGCUUUACCGAUGCAUCCAUGCAAUCCAUCAUGAAUACAUGGCACCUUUCUCUUUGUCGACUGAGCGUCUCAGCAUCCCAGAGUUGAUCACUGUUGGUUUCUGGAGCAACCAGGACCCGAUUAUUUUGAAGUGCCACCCACUGACCAUGUGGUGCACCACAAUCUUCAGUAUCUGGUUGUCUGUGGAGGACCACAUAGGAUAUGACCUGCCGUGGAGUCUCAGCCACCUGGUGCCUUUUGGUCUGCUGGGCGGUGCAGCGGCUCAUGACAUGCACCACCAGAAACCAAGCAGCAAUUACGCACCUUUAUUCAGCCACUGGGACAGAAUCUUUGGCACCUCUGUUCCUCUGAAGAGAAAAAACUAAAACACGUGAAGUUAACACGUGAAUGCAACUGUGAAAAUACUGCAUGUUUAAUGUUUGUUCUUUGCACGUUAUUCAAUCAGUUGUCUGUAUAAUUACAAUUGCCUAUACUUCAUAGCACUUGCUGCUCCUGCAGAAUGCCUUUGAGUGCUUGCUUUCUCAAUUGCUUGUAAAAUAUCAUUUUAAAGUUGUAUAUUUUAU